Molecule: messenger RNA, 2752 nt
Organism: Cryptococcus amylolentus CBS 6039
Lineage: Eukaryota; Fungi; Basidiomycota; Tremellomycetes; Tremellales; Cryptococcaceae
Exons: 3
Coding region: 63-2378 (771 amino acids)
Biological process (GO): positive regulation of transcription by RNA polymerase II
Molecular function (GO): transcription cis-regulatory region binding; metal ion binding
Source: RefSeq, a predicted model, not a curated record
GGAGUCUUCUCGAGUGUUCAUUCUCUGCUGUCUCGGCGGCGACUUCCACUCCCUCCCACACCAUGCCCUCCCACCCCCAUCCCCGCGCACGGACCGCGCAGCCCAACGCCCCCAAGAGCCACGACCCCAGCGCCUGGCUCGGCUUCUCCUUGCCACCCCGCGCCCCGGGCCUCGGCGCCGCCGGUGUCCCGGGUUCAGGCGUCCCCGGCCCCCCUCCCAGGCGCAGCAGGCGCACCGAGGGCUGGAGGGGAGGGCCCAUGAGCCGCGAAAAGUUCCUCAACGCCAGCUUCAAGUUCAUGCUCAAGCCCACCGAAGUCUUGUCCUAUGGAGCCCAUUUCGCCGACCCCGAUAUCCCUUUGCAUUGGCCAAACAUUCUUCAAAUCCUUGUGCCCACGUUCAGCGCUCUCUCAGUGGCGCAGGGCUAUGUGUCAUCGUCUGCAGACGCGACCAGCGCCGCGUUCGAGGGAGUGCCCUACGAACUGGAAGAGUCGGGCGAAGUGACAGCAGAGAGAAGGCGCCGCAUCGAAGAAGAGAAGCAAGGCAGGCAGUGUCCAAUCUGUCUCAGCAAGCCUGUAGCAGGCAGAAUGACCAAAUGCGGACAUAUAUUCUGCUUCCCUUGCAUACUUCACUUUAUUCAGCUGUCAGACAUUCCCAAAUCUGCCAAGUGCCCAAUAUGCGGAGACAUGGUCCAGACAAACAUGCUCAAGAGUGUCAAGUAUCUCGAUGCCGAAGGCAUGUUGGGCGCCGAGCAAGAUGAAGAUUCACUCGACGCGAAACGAGCUGGACCUGUCGUCCACGCGCCGCCACCUUCCGGCUACGAAGACUCCCUUCGUGAGGCCAAAGCACUCGACUCUACUCUUGAUACGUCUCAACCGGAGGCUUCCACUUCCCGCCACAAGCUCCACAUGCGUCUCAUCCAGCGUCCCCAAAUGACCACGCUCGCCCUCCCUUCAUCGCCCACCUGGCCUUCUGACGCCGUUCCUCCCCACGCGGCCCCCUGGUACUUUCUCCCCGACAUCAUCACCUACUCCCGGUACAUGCUCGCCACAUCAGAUUACAUGAUGCACGAGCUCUCUCGCGAACUCGCCGAGCUGAGAAGAGAGUGGGAUCUGUUGCGAGGUGAUGAGCUUGGAAGGGUAUUUGUGAGGGCCGCGAUGGACAAGGUGGAGGGUCAGAUGGAAAAGGUCAAAAUGGAACUCGAGGCAGAUCUGGCCAAGAGGUCGGAACGUAAAGGCCGGGAGGCUUGGGCGCACGCUGUCGGUGGUGAGCGGUUGGAACGGGAAAGAAAACGGGCGAGGGAGAGGAAAGAGCAGGAGCGGAUCCAGAGGGAACAGGAACAAGAAGUGGGUGAUGUCCUGGUCGAGUUUUUCGCAAGUCAACAGACUUCGUUUGACAACUCUGCCAAUAUCGAUAUCCCUCCUAAUCUUCCUGUCACGCCAAAUCCCAUGCCGGAUGUGCCUCCAAAAAAGCACAAGCGUCGCUCUCAGCAACCAGCCCUACCUCCGCCUCCUACGCCUCCAUCUCAGUCGUACUACUUUUACCAGUCAUCACUGGGCACGAACGUGUUCCUCCACCCCUUAGACAUACGAAUCCUUCUCGCGCAUUUCGUCACCUACAGCUCUUUCCCGCCUGCCCUGACUUUUAAUGUUCAAGGUUGGGAGACAGCGACGAUUACCGAAGACUUGCGCAAGCGGUCCAAGUAUCUAUCACAUCUGCCUGUGGGUACCGAAGUCGUCUUUAUUGAGACAGACCUCUCUGCCCUCGUCUCUCCCGCCACUUUAUCCCAAUUUGACCAACCCCUCAAGGCGCGGCGCCAAAAGCGCAAAGACAAGGUCCGCAAAGAAGACCGUGCCAAAGCCCGCUGGGAAAAGGUUGAAAAGGACAGAGUCGCGGGAGAAGUGCUGCCGAGUGUGAGGAGUGUACCGAGUGCGUUUGUGCCCGGCGGUGUGGUGGAGGACGAUCAGCUGGAGAUGGUGUUGCAAAGGUCAAUGAGAGAGUUUGAACACGACUUUCCGGCAACUGCGCAUCAAAGCUAUCCUCAACCUGGGCGACAGCCUUCUGCUGUAUCGUCGAGUCCGCCCACAGCGGGUGCUCCGCCAUGGGGUACAGCGCAGUCGGCAUCAGCGUCAGCGUCAGAAGAUCAGCGACAGCGCUCGUUCGCCACUGCCUUGCACAGACGAUACAAUCCCGCGACACGGAUGGAUGAAGAAUUCGACCCGGCGUGGGAAGCGUUUGAGGCGCUCAAUAUCGGGGGAGAGGAAGUUCCGAGAGAUGUUAGAGAGACUGAAAGAGGAGGAGGGCAAGGGGCGGGGCGGAAGAAGAAGAAGGAGAAGGGGAAGACACUUGUCUUGGGUGGCGGUGGUGGGCGUAGGGCAUAGAGCCGUCGAGUGAGACGGGUCAGAAGAACAUAUAAAAACAUCAUUAGCCCUUGGCAUCAUCUUGCAUAUCUUUCAAUCAUGAUUCAGACGGUGCCACCAAGCUCCAAUCUUGCGACGUUCAGUCAAACCAUCAGACAGGUGAAUACUGGAUCGAUAGCUACAGGACAUUUCACAAGCCCCACUCUACCAAGCCAUCACCUUUAUCUCUGCCGGGCAGAUAUCGUGACUGAUAGACAUCAUGACUGAUUAUACAGUCCGGCUGAGAGGCAAUGUUGACUGAGAGCACAAGUUGGCGUGGUUCCGGCGCGCGAGACUGGUGAGCCUGAGGACAAGAACGCCACAGUUGAAACUCCCUGUCUGGCCAUGUAUGCAUG